AGCCACAGCUAAGCAUAGAGCGACAAGAAGGAAAAAAAGAUCCUGGCUCCGUGAGCUGUGGUACCAGCCCUGAAUGACGUAUUCCUACUGUGUGUCACCAGGAAUAAAGAUUAACAUUAGAGGUACAUGGUAGGUCCUGGGCAUCUACAGUUGAUGUCAUUCGAUCUCUGGAAGGACAGUGCACUUCAGAAGCACAGAACAGAGUCAAGGGUCUGCCGGACAAGCAGUUGGAGUGUGUGAAUCAACAGAUGCAGCUCACAGAACCUCACCUCCCCCGAUCCACGUGGUGUUCUUAUUCUCCAGCAUAGUCCCUUCAAAACACAAGUUCCCGCGACCUGGGAGGUUCAGGUGAAGAAGCACGGGCCACACAAGCUAGGAACCCUUUGCGGUCCUAAGGCCGAAAGGGUGUGGUGAAGAGCAUUGUUUUAGGGAAGACCUGCCGUGCCUGUGGGUGUGAUGGCCAGACAUCUCGACCUCUAUUAAUUACCUCUUGAGAGGAAUCUCAAAUCAUAAUGGAUGCUGAGUAUGUCCUAUGCAAUUGGAAAGGCCACGUUUGGCCAGCAAAGGUUUUGUCCAGAGCUAGGACCUCACCAAGACAUAAGAGGAAAGGGGCACUUCUUCUCGAAGUUGAAAUACUCUCAGUAGACGAAAAAAUUAAAGUGAAAGCCACAGACACAAAGAUCCUAAAUGAGUCUCAAAUUGAAUACGUUGCCUCCUUGCUGAUAGCUGAGUCGAAGGCCAGUGUCCCACCAGGACAGGAAGUGCCCUACAGAAACGCUCUUGCAGUGGCCCUAGAGAUUCUGAAUGAGCGAGCGAAUUUGGGUCCAGCAAGAGCAUCAGAUGAUCCAGAGACCACAAAGGGGACCACAAAAGCGUCCCAAAGGGGACCACAAAAGCGAUCUCGUAUAAAGUUCCGGAAGCCCAAAGGGAGCUUACUGAGGCGUCUUAGGAGAAGCAAAAAACUCAAAUCGCUGCUGGUAUGCUCACAGACUGAGGACGCCCCAGGCGGUGGCCAACCACAGGCACACAGAACCGUCACGCCUAUUCCCAGGAAAACACGAGCGGAGCCCUCACAAAGCUCCAGCGCGUACCCAAACUUCCCAUCACGUGCAGAAGAUGAUUAUGAGAAAGAGGGCAAGGAAAAGAGGCACACCUUGAGAGUCAGGGCCUUGCAUCGCCCCGUCAAGGAGGAGGGUACAGGUGCUAAAGAUGGAGGCACCCUUCCAUCUCCGCCACCAGGUUUCAACCUCGCUGUACCCAAGGCUCUGAAAGAAGAGGCCCAUGACACCUACCCAAAGACCCUGGCCGUCUCCUCCGAAUGCUCUGCCCUCUCCGGGAAUGUUGAGGACCACGGAGAGGGUCCCCGGAAGCCAGGCUUGGAAGGUGCGGCGGCAUCCUCCAGUGCCCCUCCCCCGAGGCUGCGUUAUUCACUCCGUCUCGCAAAUAAAAAAAGGAAGCUGCAGGUACUAGAGUUUGAGAAAGGGCCGCAAGAACUUCAGCCUUCAGUCCGCUCGAAGGCCGUUAACUCCACCACUGCUAUUAGAAAGGAUGUCGGCAAGGAAAUGGGGCAACCGAUAAGCAUGGCUUUUCCACAAGAGCCUUGUCCCAUUGAAGGAGGAAUGAUGGUCUGGUUUAAAUUUCAGAAUCACCCAUUUUGGCCAGCAGUGGUAAAGAGUGUCAGCCAAACAGAGCAGACUGCAAGGGUGCUUUUGAUUGAGGCAAACAUGCCCUGUGACAUGAGUGGCAUUCAAGUACCUCUUCGAAGAUUAAAACAUCUGGACUGUAAGGAGAAGGAAAAACUAAUGAAGAGAGCCGGGAAAGUGUACGAGCAAAGUGUGAACUGGUGUUUCUCCCUGAUUUCCCACUACAGAGAAGGGCUCGGUCGUGGGUCUUUUGCAGGCUCUUUCCUGGACUAUUAUGCUGCUGAUAUCAGUUACCCAAUUAGGAAAGCCAUCAAGGACGGGGACGUGGAGAUCGACUUCCCAAAGGUUAAUUAUGCCGACCUGGAAGAUUCUGAGGAGGAGGCCUCCCUGGGUGGGAGGAGGCCCCACAAGAAAAUUCUCCCGGACCGGAUGAGGGCUGCUCGGGACCGAGCCAACCAGAAGCUCGUGGACUUCAUUGUGAAAAGAAAGGGAGCCGAUCACCACCUCCUGGACAUCGUCAAAGGCAGGAAACAGUCCAGGUGGCUGGCAUCAUUUCUGAAUUCAAGCAGGUACGUGAUCUGCAUUGAAACAUACCUGGAGGAUGAAGACCAGUUGGAUGUCGUGGUAAGACAUUUACAAGAAAUCUACAAACAGAUAGACAAGAAAAUGCUGACUCUGGCAAGAGAUGACAAGGUGAGUUUUGUUCUGGAAGUUCUUCUGCCAGAAGCAAUCAUUUGUUCAAUUGCUGCACUUGAUGGAUUAGGUUACGAGGAGGCAGAACAAAAGUACCUAAAGGGGCCACCGGUGCAUUACCGGGAAAAAGAGCUAUUUGAUAAAAAUAUUCUAAAGGGAAUGAGAAAGACAGCAGCAACAAGGGGCAAAGCUAAAUAACUCUUCUUGUGCUCACACUUUAGCAGGGAGACCUCUCACUGCCCUGUCUGUAUGAAAUGUGUGAUCCUUCCAUUCUGUACGGCAUGUAAAUUACAUUCUGUAAAUUUGCGGCCCUGGGAACAUGCUGCACUCCUUUUGGAUCCAUCUCUAGCACCUGUGGGUAGCACGGCCGUCAUCAUGUCUGGUUCCCAAAUGCUUCACAAACUAAUUUGUUAAUUAGUUUGUUAACCUGUUAAUUUGUUUGUUAGUUUGUAAGCUUAACUAAUAUGUUAAGUGCUGCAAACAGUUGUACUUCCCGCUACUUGCUUGGACGUGUAAUUAUCCAGAUGUUUUCGUAACGUUGCUUUUGACAGUACUUCAUAUUUUAAUAUAGGAGGCACAUUCUUUUACUACGUGAAAGACCCCUUGUGUCAGACAUCGAGCCACGAUCGUUUUUAAAAUCUCAGAUAGGUGUUUACAGAAACAUCACAUGGAUUUCUCAUUCUUUCUGCAAGGCCUCAGUAUAAAUGAUCUGAUCGCCUUCUCAAGGUAAUUCCUAAAUUUGAUCUGCCAUGCUCAUCUGUUUGGAAAAAUAGCCCUGAGGGGCGAAGCCAACAGCAGAGCUGUUUUGUUUUCUAUAUAUUGCCACUACCUUCAAAUGGUUCUUGGAAAAGCAGUCUGGAAUCCAAAGUUCAUGGGUCAUCUGCCCGCAGUCCACGUGUGGAUGAACGAAAUCUCAACGUGCAGGAAAGUUUUUGUCAGCCUGUGCAAGAUUGCUGACUCGACGCUUCCCUCAGAUUCCACUUAGGGAAGUAGCUCUUGUUUGAUGGCUAAAGGGUUUCCUAAAACAGGCUCCUGGCUGUCUUCCUAACUGACCGGAUGCUUUACACAUGGUGGUUUAUCCCCAUGUGGAAGACAACGAGAGUAAUCAUACACAAAGCUUAGCUGUUUGAAGCCUAGGUAGUCCAGGCUCACUGCUAGGAGCCCAUCUAAGUGGCACACAUUGUAGGGAAGCAUGCGCUUUGCUCUGGACCUGUGUCCCCUAAAACACAGUCAUUGUCUCAAACCAAGCAAGCUUUCUCUUCUGACUUAUUCGCUGAUGAGCCCUCACAGGUUCCAGCGGUCAUAAAGGCAGCCUGGUAAAGUCCCACUAGGCUGCUUGAGCAAUAUAGAUGGACAAGGUUCUGGGAACUCCGAAACGGGCAACAGGAAAUCCUCCAUGGGGCUAAACAUGGCUAUUGUCAGAAUACAACGAAACAUCUCUACAAGAUGAAUUCUGAAGUCCAUGAAUUGUUAUCCUAACUUGAAACAACAUUUUUUGAGGGGGGAGAAAAUGUCACAAAAGCUAGUUUACUUUAAAAACUUGGUGUGAAAGAAAACACUGAAGGUUUAACACGAACCUGAGUGCAUUUUUAUUCUUAGAGGGAAUCAACUGUCCCUCGCAGGCCCAUGUUAUGUAUUCACAUGGCCACGUGAUUUGUGUGUGUGUGUGUGAAAUUUGCAAGAGUUCACUGUUUUGAUUCACAAUAAAACCAUUGUAUCUUUUACCUUGAUCUUCCGCUCCAUUGUACUUUAGAUUGUACAACUACAUAGUUGGUACCUCUAAAUAUAUAUCC
Lutra lutra (Eurasian river otter) is the source of this 4129-nucleotide messenger RNA. RefSeq names its product PWWP domain-containing DNA repair factor 3B-like. The transcript is spliced from 3 exons. Lineage: Eukaryota; Metazoa; Chordata; Mammalia; Carnivora; Mustelidae. The coding region runs from base 513 to 2534 and encodes 673 amino acids. The record is from RefSeq and is a predicted model, not a curated record.